GUCGUUGAGAGAUGGCCGUCGCACCGAGUAAACUUUUGGAGGAGCCCCUAAAUCGAGUGCAUUGCUCCAUUUUACAUAGUCGACCGGGUCAAAGUUGCACGAAAGCCUUUCUCUGGAAUCUGUACCGCAACCAUGUGUCCAGUGGGAUAUACUACUUACCCAUGUUGCUGUUACCUUUGAUAAUAAACUGGCGGCGUACUUCUAGAAAAAUGCUAUACGAUGUGGUGAAAAACUAUGUCCAAUGCUCCAGUUUCGGCGCCUGCAUCAAUGCCAUUACAUUUUACCUAAUGUGCACGGCCAGGCAUCUCUAUGGAAAAUUUGUGUGGCUAUUUAUACCCUAUCUGCCCUGCUACAUAGCUUCCCAGCUUAGCUGGCUGAUGCCACAUCAGACAAGUCACUUUUUUGUGACUGGAAUUACCCCCGCAACCAUGGAAGCCCUAAUGAGAUAUUUUGACGUUGGUUUGGUGCACUCCCGCAUGAUACAGACUCUGAUUUUUAUGGUAUCCUCUGUGGUGGUCAUGCACUAUCAGCAGACAAAAAAAUACUCUGGUUUUUGGUUUAUCCGACCGGCUGUUUUGCCUGAGGAUUACAAGGAAUGGACGGUUUUUAGCCAAAUAUGGCAGGGUCUAAAGGAUAUGAGGUCAUAUCUGGGCAUUGGACUAGCUUUGGAUCUUAUAAAUCCGAUUAUGAAAAGAAAUAUAAACCUACUGCGUCCAAAAAUGACAAGUUUUCUGACGGGCUACAUUGGAUUGUUUAAGUUGGUGCAAUUGCUGUCGUUAAAAUAUUUGGAACUGAAUAAAGUCAAUGUGCUGGCGGCUUUUCUAGGAGGUGUUCCCUUUAUCCUACUGCCCAAACGUCUUACCUUUAUGUGUUUUGCUGUGGUAACAACAGUGCAAGUAAUUUGGCUACAGGUGUGCAAAUUAAAAACCAAAAAAAGAACGUUAUUGGCUGCGUUGCAAAGGAUUCCCUGGUCAAAGAUCUUAAUACCGAGUUGUCUAGCAUACCUGGUACACAUAUUCUUUUACCACCAAAACCAUCUCAACGAGGUUGCUCGGGGUUUUAUUGACUGCACAUGUGAUAGGAAUGGCCAACGAUUAUUGGAUCUGAUGAAUCUGCCCGAUAUUAACACCAUUCUUGAGACGGUUAAUAAGUCCCCCAAAACUUCGUUUUGGUUUUGAUUUUUGUCAUAGACAUAUAACAACAUUUAUUAAACUAUGAUAGUGCUAUCGAGUUUUGUUUUAAAUCAAUGCACAUAAAUUAGCAUGCUUUUUUUUG
Molecule: messenger RNA, 1275 nt
Organism: Drosophila ficusphila
Lineage: Eukaryota; Metazoa; Arthropoda; Insecta; Diptera; Drosophilidae
Exons: 5
Coding region: 12-1178 (388 amino acids)
Source: RefSeq, a predicted model, not a curated record